Molecule: messenger RNA, 2430 nt
Organism: Colletotrichum gloeosporioides
Lineage: Eukaryota; Fungi; Ascomycota; Sordariomycetes; Glomerellales; Glomerellaceae
Exons: 1
Coding region: 1-2430 (809 amino acids)
Source: RefSeq, a predicted model, not a curated record
AUGGAUCUGGACAACCAGCAUCAGGAGGGCAAUCCUUCUGAGAGUCUACCUCAGCGCAAACCACUCUCACGUCAACAGCGCUACCGUCUCAAUAAGAAGCUCCGGCAGCAGCAAGCUCAGAGCAGCGAGGCCCAGAAUAACCAGCCUCAAGGGAACCAGUCUGAAGGCAACCGACCUUUGGGCAAGAACAACGCAAAGAAUAAGCGACAGCGUCAGAGAAAGCGGCUGCAGCGGCAGCAAGCCGAGAACAGCAAGGCCCAAAAUGGUCAGCCUCAACCCGCCCAUCCUCAACGGAACCUCCCCCAGGACGGCCAGCAUCAGAACAGCCAGCCUCAACACAAUCAACCCCAGAACGGCCAGCGUCAGGGGAAGGCGCCUCAGGGCAAUAAACCGCGCAAUGAUCAACCUCGAAACAAGGUUCUGGAAGAGCCUCCCGCCUGGUUCGGUCGCGUGAGCCAAUGGAACGCCGAGAAGCCCAGCGUAUGGAAAAAAACGCUAGAUGAGGUGUUGCAGGAGGAGAAUGAUCUCUCAGACUGGGAGUGCAAUUGCAGCAAGGAACCGAAGAAUUGCAAGUGCAAGCAAGCGCAGAUCUUCUUACAUGGUGAAAUGGCGGCCUUGAACAAAGAUUUCUUGAAAUACCAGGAGCAUCGUAAUGGCCUGAAGAGAGACCUACGCAUUGAAGCGUACGAAGAGGCGGAAGAGAUGAAGGAAAUGGUGCAGGCCGAGAAGGCGAAGGUUUCUGAAAUACAGGCUGCCAUCAGGGGUAUCAAAAAAUCCGAGACCGCAAGUGCGAGGAUACCCAUCGGCAUAAGGGGAUGCGUUUACGACCUGCACUGCGUCGAGCUCUACCAGCUCCUUGCAGAUGCCCAGGAUCGCGAAGGAAACGAGAUAGCCUUUUUCGAAGAUUGGGAAACUAAGGAGGGGACCGACGAUUUUGAUCCCCCCCUACGACCAGAGUAUACUCGAUCGUAUGGGCCCUCAGGGUACACACCGGGAACGAAACUCUUUGCCUUCGUGACACUCAACGACGUUGUCUACGACGAGCCUGCAUGGUGCUCAAACCCGUUCUCCGGUCCUGAGUACGCUGGCAGGUGCAUCAUCCGCAGGUACGGUGGUGAAAACCAGGGUGAAAAUAUGGAAAUCACUUUUCAUAACAGCGACUACCUCGAACUCAAGGUUUAUGCCAAGACUGUCCUCGGAUUCUGCGAUGGAGACAAAACGCAGAAGGAAAAGUUCAAUGACUACUUUAAGAAUGCCAAGGACCAAAAGAAGAACCAGUGUUUCCACUUUUACGGCGUCCGCCGGAAAGGGACACCUUACGGGUCAUCUGAGGAAGGAUCCGAGGAUGGGUCUGAAGAGGGAUGUGAGGAGGAAUUUGAGGAAGGGUCUGGGAACGAAUACGAGCAAGACUCUGAGGAAGAAUAUGAGGAAGAAACGGUGGAUAGAGCCUUCAAACAGUAUCCGCCAUGGUUCUACCGCGUGUUUCGCUACGAACAAGACAGAUUUGGCACAGAGCGACAAUACGACGCCGUCCCUGGAUGGAUUUUUGACGAAGAUCUCUCGGACUGGGAGUGCGAUUGCAACAAGGAUCCGGAAGACUGCAAAUGCUGGCAACCUCAACUGAAAAUGCGCGCUGGCGUUGACGAACUGGAUGAAAAAUUCUGCGAGGUCCAAAAGGAUCGCAAUAAGCGCAAGCGGGAUCUGCGUAUCAAGAGGUUCAAUAGAGAAAAGGCAGAGGCGGAAGGGCCAAGACGAACCCCGACAUGGUUGUUCUUGGAGCAUAAGAUCGCCAAGGCUUCUCAAAUCCAAGCUGCCACCAGGGACAUCGAGAACUCCAACGCACCGAGAACGAAGACACCCAUCAGUAUCAACUGCCGCGAAUAUGAUCUGUACUGCCCUGAGCUGUGUCGGCUCGUGAAUCGCGACGGCGUGCUCAUGGACGAGAGCCUUUAUUUCGUCGAUACAUGGUGGGUCGACAGGGUCGACAAGAGGCGUCUCGAUUCGCACUACGAUUACCUUGACUGGAUGGACAAGACCCCCGAGUAUACAGAGAAGAACCUCUGCGCCUUCAUGUUUCUUGGACAAUUAAGAUCGAAGAGUUAUUAUUCAAAGCCUUUCCUCAACCCUAGAUAUACUGGCAGAUACAACGUCGGUUGUUGGGGACUUGAAGAUGCCGACAUCGAAAUUACCUUCCACAGCCAAGACUACCUCGAAGUCAAGCUCCAUGCCAACGCCAUUCGCAGGAAUUUUGGAUACGGGAAUCCUGGCUUGGAAGAAAGACUUGCUGACUAUUUCCAACUCGACACGCCUUAUCUCCGUUGGUACGGCGUCUUGCGGACUCCUGAAAGAGAGAUUGCGCUGAUUGAGGAGGAACAUCGUUUGAAGGAUAAAUAUAGGGCAUCAAUCCCUCCGCUCCAAGCCUUCCGUUGA